GUAGACUCGAAUGCUCUCACCGCCAUUUUCAGUAGCUGGUGUCGCAGGAGUGGUCUCUGAAGUCCCCAGCUAGCCGUGCUAUUUGUUGCUGAUAGCAAUCGUGAAAACCCUCGUUUUCGAUAUUAUUUGCGAUAGUGUUAUUUUUUUUAAAGAAAUAAUCAAACUAGCGAAAGAAGAUGUCCAACGAACAGGGCGAAAACGCGACUGAGAAAGUAGGCCAGCAGCAGCAGCCGCCGCCGCAACAGCAACCGCAACAGCAGCAGCAGCAGCAGCCGGGAGAAAUCAAUGGGAAAGUCAAGCAUGAGCCUAAUGUCAGCAGGAAAGAGAGGCCCCAGAAGAGAGGUGGAACCGGACGCUAUGAACCCUAUGGGAAUGUGAACAAGAGAUACCGCGUGUUUGUCAGCAACAUCCCAUAUGACGUGAAAUGGCAAGCCCUCAAAGACCUAAUGAAAGAAAAAGUGGGUGAGGUAACGUACGUGGAACACUUAAUGGACGCAGAAGGCAAAUCGAGGGGUUGUGCUGUUGUUGAGUUUAGGACUGAAGAGCUAAUGAAGAAAGCAGUUGAGAAGGUUAACAAGCACAAUCUUAAUGGACGACCCCUGAAAGUGAAGGAGGACCCUGAUGGUGUCAUAUGUCAGAGGGAAAUCAACAAGUCUCAAGGUGUAGGCCCUCAAGGAGGACAUGGAGGGAUGGGAGGAAUGGGUGGAAUGGGAGGAAUGGACCGCAUGAACAACAUGAACAAUAUGAACAACAUGGAGCGUAUGGGACCUGGACCAAAUGGCCCCAUGGUCAACAUUCCUCCCAGCCUGAUGAACAACCCCAACAUCCCUAAUGAAGUCAUCCAUGGUCUCCAGGCUGGCAGAAUUGGCAGCACUAUCUUUGUUGUUAAUCUUGAUUACAAAGUGGGCUGGAAGAAGCUAAAAGAGGUGUUCAGCAUGGCUGGUGUGGUGUUGAGGGCCGACAUUCUGGAGGACAAGGAAGGGAAGAGCCGAGGCAUGGGCACAGUAACAUUUGAAAUGCCUAUUGAAGCAGUCCAAGCUGUCUCUAUGCUCAAUGGACAACUGCUGUUCAACAGGGUCAUGCAUGUCAAGCUGGAUGAGAAAUCCCUGCCCAAAGAUUUUGGACAACCUGAUAGAGCUUCUUCUCUUCCACGUGGUCUAAGUGGUGUUGGUAUGGGUCUGGGGCCUGGUGGCCAGCCUAUUGAUGCUAACCAACUUAACAGAGGUGGUGGUGGUGGAGGAGGAGGAGGAGGCGGAGGAAUGGGCAACAUGGGCCCUGGUGGAAUGGAUGGAAUGGGCUUUGGCAACAACAUGGGAGGCCGUAUGGGAGGUGGAAUGGACAACUUUGGAGGAAUGAACAACAUGGAUCGCUUUGGUUCUUCAGGAAUGGGCAGAAUGAAUGAGAUGGACCGUGGAAUUGGUGGUGCUUUUGACAGGGAGUUUGGGCGAAAUGAAAUGGGAAUGUCUCGCAAUAAUUUUGGGGACUCCUUUGAAAGAGGAAUGGGAAACUCCAUGGGUGGUAUGGAACGCAUGAACUCUGGAAUGGACCGACUGGGAAGCAACAUGGAACGCAUGUCCGGAAUGGACCGCAUGGGCAUGGACCGGAUGGAACGUGGGUCUGACCUGGACAGGCUGGGUUCUGGGUUUGAUCGAAUUGGCUCAGGUAUGGACCGGCUGGGGCCCAGUAUGGACAGGCUUGGACCUAGCCUGGACCGUAUGAGCUCCAGCAUGGACCGCGUUGGCCCCUCUGGGUUCGAUCGCUUGGGUCCAUCUGGUAUAGAUCGCAUGGGAUCUGGCCUGGACUUUGGCUCCCCAAUGAAUAUGGAUCGCAUGGGCAACACUGGCCUUGACAGAAUGGCCGGCAGCUUCGACCGCAUGGGCUCCACUGGAGGACUGGAUCGCUUCCCCACAGGUGGCCUUGACCGCAUGAGCUCUGGCAUGGACCGGAUGGGAUCUGGAGGAGUUGGUGGUGGCCAGUUCGAUCGCUCUGCUGACCUGGAUCGCGGAUUUGGCGGUAAUUCCUUUGGAGGAGUUGGUGCUGGAGGAGCUGGAACUGGGGGUGGCAAUGUCAGGAAGGGUUGCCAAAUCUUUGUCAGAAAUCUGCCAUUUGACUUCACCUGGAAGAUGCUGAAAGACACCUUCAAUACAUGUGGCAUGGUCCAGUAUGCAGAUAUUAAGAUGGAGAAUGGCAAGUCCAAGGGUUGUGGUGUCGUCCGCUUCGACAACCCUGAAACUGCUGAGCGCGCCUGCCGGACGAUGAAUGGCUACCGGCUGAAUGGAAGGGAGAUUGAUGUUAGAAUUGAUAGGAAUGCAUAAAUUAUGUGCCUGAGUUGUGGCAUUUCAUUUAGUCUAUCAUUGUCCAAACACUCUUUUGAUCUGAAUCACCCCUCAGCAAAAAUUAAUACACUUUGCUUGUUUAGAUAUGUGUAACUGCAAAUGUUAUUUUAGUUAGUACUUUGUAUCAGUGACAGUGUUUUGUUUUAGUUGUCUGAAAUUUUCGUAUUUCUUUUUUUAGAGACCAAUCUUUUAAUUUUUUUCUGUCAUGUUCAUCUUUCAUUGCCUUUGUUGUAUAAGGUGUUUUGAUAAGUAAAUCUCAACAUUUGAAAUUA
Molecule: messenger RNA, 2608 nt
Organism: Solea solea (common sole)
Lineage: Eukaryota; Metazoa; Chordata; Actinopteri; Pleuronectiformes; Soleidae
Gene: hnrnpm
Product: heterogeneous nuclear ribonucleoprotein M
Exons: 16
Coding region: 177-2315 (712 amino acids)
Biological process (GO): regulation of mRNA stability involved in response to oxidative stress; alternative mRNA splicing, via spliceosome
Cellular component (GO): cytoplasm; nucleus; post-mRNA release spliceosomal complex
Molecular function (GO): mRNA binding
Source: RefSeq, a predicted model, not a curated record